Messenger RNA from Tinamus guttatus (white-throated tinamou), 939 nucleotides. The record is from RefSeq and is a predicted model, not a curated record. Lineage: Eukaryota; Metazoa; Chordata; Aves; Tinamiformes; Tinamidae.
AUGGCGCCCUGGCUGAGCCCGUGCCCCCGCUGUCACCACUGGCGUGCAGCUCCAUGGCCAGGAAUCCAGCUUUGCUCCAGCUCCUCUUUGCGGAUGGCGCUGAGGCCAGAUCUUUCUAGGGAAGAACAUUUUCAGGAGGAGCAACCAUUUUUUCUGAAGUUUGCUUCUGUGAGAUGUAACCUAGAGGAUUCUCAGCCCAUAAAGAACUCUGCUGAAGCAGAUUUAUGGCUGCUGAAUAGUUGUACAGUAAAAAACCCAGCUGAAGACCACUUCAGAAACUCAAUUAAGAAAGCCCAAGAAGGUAACAAGAAGGUGGUUCUAGCAGGCUGUGUUCCUCAAGCUCAACCUCGGCAGGACUAUCUAAAAGGCCUUAGUAUUAUAGGGGUUCAGCAAAUAGAUCGUGUAGUAGAAGUUGUGGAGGAAACUAUUAAAGGUCAUUCUGUGAGAUUACUGGGUCAGAAAAAGGAUAAUGGAAAACGUUUGGGAGGAGCACGACUAGAUUUGCCAAAAAUCAGGAAGAAUCCACUUAUAGAAAUCAUAUCCGUCAAUACAGGAUGUCUCAAUGCCUGUACCUACUGCAAAACCAAGCAUGCCAGAGGAGAUCUAGCAAGUUAUCCCAUUGAAGAGCUGGUGGAUAGAGCCAAACAGUCUUUUCAAGAGGGUGUUUGUGAGAUAUGGCUGACCAGUGAAGACACAGGGGCUUAUGGCAGAGACAUUGGCACCGACCUCCCGACGCUCCUGUGGAAGCUGGUUGAAGCUAUCCCUGAGGGAGCUAUGCUGAGGCUUGGCAUGACAAACCCUCCCUAUAUUUUAGAGCAUCUGGAGGUAAGGAAGUUAAAAAGGGAAUCAUUUAUAUGCUGGGCUAGACCUUCAGUGAUUGAGUCAGCGUGGAACCCUGCGUAUAGCACAUUUCAUUUAAAGCAGGAGCUUAAGAAAUAG